UAUUUCUCAGUGUACCGGAUAUGAAUAUGAAUUGUGGGCAACGCGGACUUUUCAAAACAAAAAUAUGAGAGUAAACUAGUUCAACAAAAAAAGAAAGAAAUGUCAACACAACAAUAUACCCAAACAAAAAAGGAACUCAUGAUGCAUCUAGAAGCAGAACGCCUUAAAUCAUUUGAAAAUUGGCCUUUCGAUGAGUCAUGUAGAUGCACACCUGCAAAGUUAGCUAAAGCUGGGUUUUAUAGUUGUGCAACAGAAAAUGAACCAGAUGCUGUACAAUGUUUUAUGUGUUUUAAAGAAUUAGAUGGAUGGGAACCAGAUGAUGAUCCAUGGCAAGAACAUAAGAAUCAUUCACCAUCCUGUCCUUUCCUACAACUGACACAACCUUUAGAGAGUAUGACAUGUGAACAAGUAUUAAAGCUAGAGAUGACUAGAAAUAAAAAUAAAUCAAAAAAGAUCCUUGAUAAAACUCUAAAUGAAUUUAUGGACACAGUAUCAGGUGUCCGAGAUGAGAUGAAGAAGUUAGCGGGCUAACAUUCAUUACAAUGACUGAUGUACAAGCAGUGAAAAUGUAGAAAAUAUUCUUUAAAAGUGAAAGCAUGUAUAGUGAAUGAAAGAGAGAGACUUUGCAAUAAAGAUUUAUGUUAAAUGUAUGGGUAUAUAUUUAUAAAUGCUUUUUUACAUUAAAAAUUGUGAUGUUUUA
Mytilus californianus (California mussel) is the source of this 700-nucleotide messenger RNA. RefSeq names its product baculoviral IAP repeat-containing protein 5-like. The coding region runs from base 100 to 531 and encodes 143 amino acids. The transcript is spliced from 4 exons. Lineage: Eukaryota; Metazoa; Mollusca; Bivalvia; Mytilida; Mytilidae. The record is from RefSeq and is a predicted model, not a curated record.